GUAAUCAAACAAUCACUUAACUUGAGUGUUGAGAAUAAUUACAAAAGCUAUUUAUUUUUAAUUUAUUUACAGAUGUCAAAUGUUACUUACAAUGAACUGUGGAGAGAUACAGAAUCUUGUCUUGAAGAAAUUUUACAAACUGAUUCUAAUUUGCAAAAUGCUAAACCGCAAAAAGAUAGGAAGAAAAUUCAUAAAAAUGUUUCUGAGUUAUAUGUUAGGUACAUUGUAUGCUGUAAUAAACUCGAGCAAUGUUACGAUCAAAUGAUCCAGCCACAAAAGCGCAUAUUGCUGCGUAAACUUCUAGACUCAACACUAGGAAGAAUAUUAGAAGUAAAACACGAGCUGGUGGAAGUAGACCUCUCUGAGUACAAUUACUACGACGAUGUACUACUAAAGUAUGGAAUUUUACCCCAAGAAGUAGAACUAAAAAUACCUAAUUACUUCAGGCGAGAAAGAGAAUCUGAAAUCUUGCAGCGUCGAGAGUUCAUCAGCGAAGUUUUAAGAAAUGCAGGUGUCCUGGAUGAAGUCGUGCAGCCGCGUAAAAUGACUGAGUCUGAAGCUAUAAGAUUGAUACAGACUCACGAAAGAGCCCGUCAGGGACGUGUCAGAUUUCAGUUCAUGAAAGAAAUCCGAGAAAUGAAAGAAAGGUCGACUAUAAAGCCAGAAGUAGCUCAGGUCGACGUUCUCAGAGAGAUAAUGGCUACGAUGAGAAUCCAGAAAGUCUGGCGUGGUUACAUAACGCGAAGACGAAUGAGAAAGAGAAGGAUUGCAGAGAUGCUGUUGAUUGGAAUGGUACAACCAGGUCAAGUUAUUACGGAUAAUUACAGGAAUGCUGAGAAAAUAAAACUUCACAGGUACGCAAAGCAGGUUGAGUACCAAGAAAUCUUCGAGAAGAAACUUGCUGAGAUCAAGGAUUACGUUAGGAGCGAGAAGAGCGUUAUCAUGGAAGAAAACAUAAGAAGUGACAUCAGGCAGUGGAUUAAUGAGUACUUUCAGCAAACUGGCAAGAUACCCGAGCUCCCGUCGGCAGAAAGCGGUGGCUCCAGGAUGAUUUUGAGCCGACAAGGCACCGAGAGCUCAAUGAGCAAGUCAAAAGAGUCAUCUUCGUCGAAAGAGUCCAAAAAAUCUAAAAAAUCCAAGUCCAAAAAAGAGAGCGAUACCGAAAAAUCCGAAGAUGAAUCUGACCCGGGGAUCAAAGUGGUUCCUUCGAAUUUUCUUCCUGAAUUGAUCCAAGCGCAUACUGAGUAUCAGGACAUCUGGAGGGACAAAGAUGAGUCCGAGAACCCUUGGCAGCUGCCUUACGACGACAUGAUUCUGUCUGAAAAGACCCGAGAGAUCGAGGAUGAGGUAAGAGUCGGGGUUGAUCAAGCGCUCAGAGACGAUAUCGAGGCGCUUCAGGCAGCGCUGGACCGAGACAAAGGACACAAAGGUAAACGGGCUAAAAAGCCGCAAAAGCGAAUGCGUCGGAGUGGAAAACGUAAUAAACGCAAGAAAGAAAAAGAUUUGACGCCUGAUCGAACUACGGAAUCACUCUUUGAGGAACUAUUGACCCAGGGUAUUAUUAAACUCGUUCCAGAAGUUUAUUUAAAUUGUUUUAGAGGUGAAAAAUCUUACGCGAAUUUUGAUCUUUGGGACAAAGGGAAAGAUCCUCUUCCUACGAUAGGAAAUGAAGAUGUGAAGUUAUUGUCACCGCUAGUGCGAUCAGUUCUGAUAGCGGGACCGCAUGGUAGUGGUAAAAAAAUGCUAGUUCACGCAAUUUGCACUGAACUGGGCGCAACUCUAUUCGAUAUAACUCCAGCUAACAUAGCUGGCAAGUAUCCAGGAAAAUCUGGACUGAUAAUGUUGCUCCAUUUAAUUUCAAAGGUAUCGCGUCUGCUCCAGCCUUCGAUAAUUUUUAUGGAUGGCGCCGAGAAACCUUUUGUCAAAAAAGUCCCCAAGACCGACAAAACUGACCCCAAGCGCCUGAAAAAAGACUUGCCGAAGCUCGUUAAAAGUUUCACCAAUGAAGAUCGGGUCAUUCUGGUCGGUACGUCCAAUGCUCCCUGGGACGGCGAUCAGAAGUUGUUGUAUCAGACGUAUGAUAAAGUUAUUUACAUCCCCAGGCCGGACUAUGGAUCGAUGUCGAUGCUGUGGAAAGAUUUGUUGUACAAAUACUCUGGAAUCAGUCGACAGUUCGAUACAUCUGCAAUGUCAAAGAUUUGCGACGGAUUUACCGUCGGCACUGUUAUUGCCGCGAUUAAUGAACCGCUAACCCACGUUGAAUUAAUAAAUGCUUUAAGUACCCGUGAUCCUGUUUAUAAAGAAGAGGAGGAAGCUUUUCUAGCCUGGUACUCAAAAACACCAACGUGUCGCAAGAAGCAGCGAGCUGUAGAGCAAGAGCUCCAAAAGCUAGAAGAGGCUAACGAAAAGCAGAAGAAAAAAGGAAAAAAAUAA
Molecule: messenger RNA, 2433 nt
Organism: Cotesia congregata
Lineage: Eukaryota; Metazoa; Arthropoda; Insecta; Hymenoptera; Braconidae
Source: the annotation of a GenBank genome assembly